UACUUUGGGGUUGGUUUCAGAGUCCUGCGAGUUUGCUGGAAGUUGUUCCUUGCAGGGACUAGAGCUUCCUCGCGGUGACAGCGGCGUGGACUCCGUUAUGGGCUCGAGUCUUACUCAGACUGCAUUUCACCGCACACCUUACUGAGCACGCUGUGUGUGCACCCCUUCGUUGGGGACUGCGUUCACCUGAGUGAGAGAGAUUGAAGCUGAAGCCGUAGGAGAAGCAUAUGCAGUACAGCCUGAGCGUGCCAAGGAGGGACUGUUUUCCUGCAGGACCGGGAUUGGGAAGAGGGAGACAUUUGCAUCGCAGAACAGGUCGCGUUGUUGGAAUUUCUCCCAGGGAGGCUUCCUGGGCAGUCCAAAGCCAGUCAUCCUCUCGCCCCGCAGGAGGACCAUGUCCCUGGACUUCGGCAGUGUGGCGCUGCAGACCCAGACUGAGGAGGAAAACUAUGACAAAGAAGACUAUGAGAGAGAGAGAGAGUUGCAGCAGCUGCUCACAGACCUUCCUCACGACAUGCUGGACGAUGACCUCUCCUCCCCCGAGCUCCAGGACUCAGACUGCAGCGAGCAUGGCCUGGAGGGACAUCCGCAUCCUUCCGAGCGACUGGAGCUGACCUGGGAUAAGCGUCAGGUGCUGCCCCGAUCUUCGAGUGCAGAUGUGAGUCUCUGGUAUGGCCAGGAAAAGUGCUGGUUUUGCCCUUGUUUAAUACACCGUAAUGAAAUUCCGGCUUAUGUUGGACAGGCUUGUGGCAACGGCUGGGGAGAAAGUCAAAGUAAAACUGAAGACCGACAUCCGGGCUUCCCUCCCGAAGAGGGUAGGGACGCAGGCGGAAGUGGCUAUAGUCCUCCAGGCAGAGGCGAACAGACCGACUUGUACCUCCCGCCCGAGCACCGCAGGCCAUACGCCAGUGGCCAGCAGCAGGAGCCUGGUAACCAGCCGGCCAGUGUCGUUAGAUUUUCAGAUCCUCCACGGAACCAUUUUCAGCAAUUUGGUUCAACACAAGGUCCCAGUGGUCAAGCUUUGGAGCCAUAUAAAGUGACAUAUAAACCGUACCAAGCUCCUGUCAAGGACAGUAGCUCGCCAGCCCAGGAGGUAGCGGGAUGCGACACAUUUGAAGGCCUGCAGCAACAAUUUUUAGGAGCCCAUGAAAAUUGUGCAGAGAAUGUGCAGAUUGUCCAACUUCGGGUUCUUAACAAGGCAAAAGAGAGACAACUGGGUAACUUAGCUGAAAAGUUAAGUGACAGUGAGCGUCAGAUUCGGUAUCUGAACCACCAGCUUCUGAUGAUCAAAGAUGAGAAGGAUGGCUUGGCCGUCAGCCUUCAAGAAUCACAGAAGCUCUUUCAGGAUGGGAAAGAAAGGGAGAUACAGCUUGAAGCACAAAUCAAAGCACUGGAGACCCAAAUACAAGCAUUAAAAGUCAAUGAAGAAAAGAUGAUCAAGAAGUCCCGGGCCACCGAGAUGGCUCUGGAGAGCCUGAAGCAGCAGCUGCUGGCCCUGCGUCACUCUGAGGCCCUGCAGCGAGCCAGAGAGCAGCAUGAGGGCAUCGUGGCGGGCCUCACGAAGAAGUACGAGGAGCAGGUGUCGUCCCUACAGGCGAAUCUGGACGCCACCGUCGCGGCCCUUAAGGAGCAGGAAGACAUCUGUUCUCGUUUAAAAGAUCACGUGAAACAGCUGGAAAGGAAUCAGGAAGCCACCAGAGUGGAGAAGACCGAGGUCAUCAGCAGGCUGUCGCGGAGCCUGGAGGAGACACAGAAGCAGUGCGUCCACCUGCUGCAGUCAGGCUCCAUCCAGGAGGUGGCGCAGCUGCGGCUCCAGCUGCAGCAGGCACAGAAGGCGCAUGCGCUGAGCGAAAGCAUGAACAAGGCCCUGCAGGAGGAAUUAACAGAACUGAAAGAUGAAAUUUCUCUCUACGAAUCUGCUGCAAAGCUAGGAAUACUUCCAAGUGACUCGGAAGGAGAAGUAAAUGUAGAACUGAGCGAAUCAUAUGUCCAUUUGGGUAUUAAAAAAGCCAACUGGAAAAAAUCCAAAGUUAACAGCAGUGUGCAGCACGAAGACCCCAGCAAGGAGCUUUCAACAGAUGAGGUCAUCCUGAGGCUCAAGGCAGACGUGCGGCGUUUGCUGGACAGCAACUCGGCGAAGCGUCACCUGGUGUCUCGGUUACAGAGUGACCUCAGAGCCUGUCACCAGAAAAUUGAGGAUCUCCAGCAAGCAAAGGAUGGCGGGAGCCUGGAGGCUGAGAUGAAAAUCAAUACCUCAGAAAACUCAGGGACUCCCUUAUGGCCUGAUGCUUCUUCCGAUGGAGCUGUCCGAGAUAAUGUUCUGCAGCUUAGAAAUGAAAUUCAAGUUUUGCAACAACAGAAUGAGGAACUUAAAGAAGCCAAAGAAAAGCUGAGAAAUGCAAACCAGGAUUUGUGUAAUCAAAUGAGACAGAUGGUGCAGGAUUUUGACCGUGAUAAGCAGGAAGUUGUGGAUAGGUGCGAGAGGACCUACCAGCAGCACCACGAGGCCAUGAAAGCCCAGAUCCGCGAGAGCCUGUCAGCGAGGCAUGCUUUGGAGAAGCAGCAGCUGUUUGAGGCUUACGAGGGAGCGAACUCGCAGCUCCGGUCUGACCUGAAUAAGACGAGCAAGGAGCUGGUCGCUGCACAGGAAUGUUACCUGCAGGUGUGCAGGGAAAAGGACCACCUGGAGGCGGCGCUCAGGAAGGCCGUGGGGCAGGAGCAGGAGGCGCAGGAGCAGAAGAGGCAGCUGUUGGAAGAAAAAGAACAUAUAAGCAACCUUCAGGUGGAACUGGAAGAAAAGUAUCAAGAAGCGCUUGCCAUGGAAAGAAACAAGUGGCUGGAAGAGCAAGAAACUGACGUUAAACAGCGGGUGGAAAACGAAGUGAUGUUAGCCAGAGCGCGCUGGGACGAGGAGCAGAAGGAGAUCAAACGGAAACUAGUUCAACAGCUGGAAGGGGAGUGGCAGGCGAGGCUGGAUGAGACGCAAAAGGCAUCGUCGGGAAAGACGACCUCAGACUGCGGCAGCCAAACUGACUGCACCGCCGCCCUGGACGUCGAGUGCAAGGCCGAGGUGGCGGCAGCUACAGGAGAAGAGCAGCAGCGCCAGGUACAGCGAGACCUGGGGCGCGAGAAGGAAGCGGCCAUGCGGGGGGCUCUGAAGAAGCUUGAGAUCGACCUGGAGCUCAAGUACUGCCAGAACAUUACCAGACAGGUGGAAGCGGCUGUGCAAAGUGCGCGUCGUCGGUGGCUGGAGGAGCUGCCGGAGCUCGCCGAGUACAAGACUCGCCUGAGAGCUGAGCGCCAGAAGUGGGAGGAGCAGCAGGAGGCCGCCGUGGCCACGCGGCUCUCGUGUGCGGUGUCGGAAGCUAAAGAGAAGUGGAGACGCGAGCUGGAGGACGCGAAGAAGGGCGGGGCUCCCGGGCAGGAGCUGGAGGAGCGGGUCCGAGCCCUCCAGAAGGAGCUGGAGCUGAAGGAUGAGGAGCUCCCCGUGGCCGUCAGGGCCGAGCUGGCGAAGGCGCGCAGCGAGUGGAACAGAGAGAAGCAACAAGAAAUCCGCAGACUUCAGGAGCAGAACGAGCAAGACUACCGGCAGUUUUUAGACGAUCAUCGGAACAAAAUUAGUGAGGUACUUGCAGCAGCUAAAGAGGACUUUGUGAAACAAAAAGCUGAGCUGCUUUUGCAGAAGGAGACAGAGGUGCAAGCCUGUCUAGACCAAAGCCGGAGGGAGUGGACGGUGCAGGAAGCCAAGCGGACGCAACUCGAGAUCCACCGGUACGAGGAGGACCUCCUGAUGGCCCUCGGCCACCUCCUGCGGGCCACUCCGGAGGAGGGCGCGCGCGGGCCGGAGGACAGGCAGCUAGUGGGCAUCCUGUCGGCUUGUUCUUCCAAGUGGGUGUCUGUGCAGUAUUUUGAGAAACUGAAGGCCUGCGUACAGAAAGCCCUGCAAGAUAGGCCCUGCUUAUCUACGGAAGAUGCAGGGCCGGAGCAGGAGAAGAGGAGCGCGGCUGAGCUCUCCACAGGCCCUGCCUGCAAAGGCCCUGGCAGAAGAGACCCUGGGGUCCCAACGGCCCGGCCCACACCCCCUCCUGGACCCCAUGCCUACCCUGCAGACUUGCCGGAAGCUGCAGCAGGAGCUGAUAAGGAAGAGAGCCAGGAAAGCAAAGAUUUAUGCUGUGGACAAUGCCUUGAUGAACUUGAAAAGUCAAAGCAAGAGUGUCAAGACCUGAAGAGAAAACUGGAGAAAAGCUGUAGGCAUCUUCAGCAUCUGGAGAGGAAGCACCAAGCUGCAGUGGAGAAGAUAGGAGAAGAGAAUACUAAAGUUGUUGAAGAAUUAAUAGAAGAAAACAACGACAUGAAGACUAAAUUGGAAGAACUACAGAUGCUCUGUAAAAUGCCACCAAGGUCCCAGUCAGAGGGGGCCGUGGAAAGCGCCCGUCGGCCGGGUCACGAGCAGGCCCUGGAAGAGCUUCGCGGGCAGUACAUGAAAGCCGUGAGGAAAAUCAAGCGCGACAUGCUCCGCUACAUCCAGGAGAGCAAGCAACGGGCCUCGGAAAUGGUGAAGGAGGAGGUGCUACGGGAGCGCCAAGAGACCGCCCGCAAGAUGCGCAAGUACUACCUGAUUUGCCUCCAGCAGAUUCUGCAGGAUGAUGGAAAAGAAGAAGGGGCGGAGAAGAAGAUUAUGAACACUGCGAGCAAGCUUGCUACAAUGGCGAAGUUGCUGGAAACGCCAGCUUCUCAUAGACUCCAGAGCAGAGCGCCACAGCCCGAGACGCUGGCUGAAGUUGAAACGCCAAAAAGAACCCUCGAGAACCACAGUCCGCCCUGCUGCACUGAGAGGGAGCCGCGCAGCGUGACAGCCGAGCCCCGAGGCGCGAGCGGACAGGCGGCUACCAAGAGGGCCGCGUGUAACUUGGAAAGGCGGUUGCAGGAUCCCGAGCCCAGGGCCCUGCAGCGGGUGGGCUCCGACGGGUUACUGUCAGACUUCCACUUGGGGGACGGUCGUUGCACGCACCCGGACAUGUCGCCCAGGACUAUUUCUCCUGAGUUUGCGCCAUGCGAAGGCAAGGGCGGCUCGGCUGUGCACAGGAAGAGAGCGCUGCUCAGCGCCGAGCCGCCCCGAGGCCUGCGCGGAGCGCCCUGCCCGAGGCGGAGCCCUGGGCUCGCCGCCUCGGGAUCCACACUCGCACCCUUCCCCUCGCCCAGCCGGAGCCCGGGCUGCGAGCCGCACAUGCACGCUUCCCCGGGCCGAGGGCUGGGUGUCCAGGAAACUCCGGUGAAGGACGGGGGACCCCUCGGUGACUCCAUCGGCUGGCUCUCAGACAGCACUUUACCCUGCCAUAGUCUGGAAGUGUCGUUCUUGUACGAUCAGCCACAGGGGACGCCGCAUGCGCAGGAUGAACCCUGGAAGCUCUCGGCAGCCCACUGCCUUUCAGAUGCAGAGGUGGGCGGGCAGCUGACGAAGCACCAGAGAGACCCUGCUCCGCGCGAAGCCAGGUGUCCCCAGCGAGGCAGGCCAGGCGGGAUUCGACACCCAGCUUCCCCAAGGGCGGCUGUGUGGAUGUCAGAGUUCAGAACUGGGAGUGGUCCCCUGGCUGCCCCGGGGGUUCUGCAGCCUCCGCGACCACCACCGCCUCGCCUGUCUACGCAGCAGGACAGUGGCUUCGACAGCCCGUGCGUGCAGCUAGACUAGCGGCGCUGUGCCUGAAGAGACUCGCUAAUCUAUCAGAAGGAAACCAAAGAGAAGGCUUGACACUGAUAAACUGUGGGCUCAGCCUCCUUCGAGAUGUUUUAAUAACUUUUAUUAUGAAUAAAUCAUUCUCAUUAAAGUAUUUGGGAUAUUUAUGUUGCCUUACUCCACAGGCUGGAUGGGACGUGUGUAUUCUGCUUUCAUGUGGUGCUUGUAUUU
Octodon degus (degu) is the source of this 5905-nucleotide messenger RNA. It is a transcript of the gene Cep152, whose product is annotated as centrosomal protein 152. Lineage: Eukaryota; Metazoa; Chordata; Mammalia; Rodentia; Octodontidae. Gene Ontology annotation, biological process: centriole replication. Gene Ontology annotation, cellular component: centrosome. The record is from RefSeq and is a predicted model, not a curated record. The transcript is spliced from 28 exons. Bases 395 to 5689 code for a protein of 1764 amino acids.